Molecule: messenger RNA, 4009 nt
Organism: Salvia splendens (bonfire salvia)
Lineage: Eukaryota; Viridiplantae; Streptophyta; Magnoliopsida; Lamiales; Lamiaceae
Exons: 4
Coding region: 259-3621 (1120 amino acids)
Molecular function (GO): DNA binding
Source: RefSeq, a predicted model, not a curated record
GUGUAUUAAGAAAUGGAGUACACAAAGCAUGAGGUGAUCCAUUCCGCAAUUCAACCCCCCAAAACUAACCUCCACAUUCCGACCUUCCUAUGGCUUCCGCCACCGUCGAUUCCGCCGCCGCCGCCGCAAUAGGCACCGCAGACGGCGGCUUACUUCGAUUGGAUUCAAUUCCAGUAGUGGAUCUCCGCUUACUCUCCCAAUCGGAGCUCAAUUCCCUCUCCAGCUGCUCCUCAUCCUCCGCCGACCUCAACCGCCGCGAUGACGACGUCGUCAUCCCAAUCAUCGACCGCUCCAUCUUCAACGAGUCCGUCGGCUCGCGGAAGCAGACCUACUCCCGCCUCCACCUCUCGCCCCCGCCGCCGCCACUCGCUGCCGCACAUACCCCACCUCCGCUCCACCGCCACCUUCCACGGCGGAAUCAACCCUAAAUCCGAUCCGGAAAACGCCGAGAAUCACCAAAUCAUCAAUCUCCUGAAGCAAUUCUUCGUCGCGGACAUGAACCCCGCGGAUUUGUUCCCGGUGAAAAUCGAAUACCUAAAUUCGCUACCGGUUCAGCAAUUCUCAUCUCCGCCGCCCACAGGGAUCAAACGGAAGCGCGACCGGCCUCGCAGGAUUGAGAAUUUGGGGAAUGCGGCGGAUUUGGCUGUGGAGGUUAGUAUUACUGAUGCCAGCUAUGCGGAUACGUUGCAAUUGGCAAUGCCGUCGCUGAAUGAAUUCUUUCCGCGUGACAAUUCGGAUGAUAAAGACAGAGAGGAGCUGAAUAGCGACGGAGUGGCCGUGGAUUUGGCGGCGUUGGGCGCUUCGGUGCAUCCUUAUUGGGAGGAGAUUCGGAGCAGGACCAACGGAUUGCGAAGUGAAGAGGAAUUGUUAGGGUUUUUAACUGGAUUGGAUGGAAGGUGGGGAAGUAGGAGGAAGAAGAGGAGGAUUGUGGAUGCUAAUGAGUUCGGGUCGAAGCUGCCGGUUGGUUGGACGCUUUUGCUCUCCAUUAAGAAGAAGAAUGGCAAUGUAUGGCUGUAUUGCCGUCGCUACAUAAGCCCCAGUGGACUGCAUUUUGUUUCGUGCAAGGGAGUAUCAUUGUAUUUGCUCUCUCUUCAUGGCAUGCAAGAUACAAAUUCAUGUAGCUAUGGCCAAUAUAAUGAUGUUGUUAAUGAUGCUGAUAAAUUGACUACUGUCCCUCUCACCGCACAAGAUGAUUAUGAAGUGGAGAAUUUCUCCCAAGCAUCACCACCUCAUUUGGAUUUGGUAACUGGUAACCAUGAGAUCCAAGUUGCAGUAAAUGUGGGGAAUGCAUCGGAGGAUAGAAUAGGAGAGAGUAUAUGUUGCCACAAGUGCAGUAUAACUUUCAAUAACAAAGAAGAAUUCUUGAACCACCAAUCAUCAGUUCACCGGAAAAACAGAAGCAAAAACAUUGUCCGCAUUACGGAUGGAGUGAUAAUCAAAGAUGGGAAAUUCGAGUGCCAAUUCUGUCAUAAGACGUUUAGUGAACGGCAUCGCUACAAUGGUCAUGUUGGUGCACAUGUGAGAUUCCAAGCUAAGAUUCCUGGAGAAUUUUCUCAGUCUGUUUAUCCAACUUCUACAAAUGAAUUUUCUACUCAAGAUAAUGCAAUGGAAGGAGCAUCAAAUUCUCAUAAUGCUGCAGAUGUUUGUAACUCUGUCACAACAUAUGGGCCAAAAAUAUGCGCGUCUCCUGAUAAAGUUGAUGGUCAUUUCGGAGAUUUAGAAGAUGCUAGUCGGAACAUUACUGGGAAUGGUGGGAUGGAUAAAGCUACCAAUAUAGUCACCGAAACAAGUGAUUGUUCAGUUCCUGAGGUUCUCUUCUCUAGCAACGAGAAUAAAAAUUUGCACGAAGAUGCAUGUCUUAAUGACUCUACUGCUAAAAUAAGUCUAGAUGGUUCCGCUAUGCAAGGGGGAAAGAUGAUGGAAUCCACUUUGUGUCAAAAUGGCGCUGCAGAUAGUGUUAGGAACAGCAGUGUGAUUGAGAAUUCUGUAUCUAUCGAUAAGCCCGGGAAAACUAUUGCAUCUAACAUCUGUUUAUUAGAUUCUAAUGAUCAUGUGAAAGAAUGUCCUUUGGUGAAUGAUAGCAAUCGAAAGACGGUGGAGUUCAGCUUCAAUUCUCAGAAGCUUACAGUGAAUGAAUCCAUAUUCAAUCUUUUUGGGGCUAAACAUCAAGGAGAGCAGGAGAAAGAUUUAGCAGUUAGUAUUACAGAAAAGAGUGACUCGCAAUACUUGCUAUGCAAGGACAUUGGUACCACUGAGAGUAUAACUUCUGGAUCAGAGGCGUCUAAAAUUGAGAAAGGUCCUAACAUCCGUAUGCCCAUAGCUGAUGAGAAAAAACCAUGUCAAGAAGACAAUGUUCCAUGUUCUAUUGUUAAUUGCAAAGUCGGUUAUACUCUCAGUUUCAGUGAAUGUGAAAAUGACAGUUCCAAGGCAUAUAAUGAAGGUACGAACAGGCUCGGGGAGAUGCAAUAUGGAAUGGCUUCAGUUAUUCAGUCUUGGAAUGAGCAAGAAAACGUGACAAAAAAAGAUGACGCCGAGGUAUUCACUCAUCUUUUGGAGGUGCCGGGGAUGGGGGACAUGUCGAAUAGUCACUUAGUUGCUGAUGAUAAAAACACUUAUCAUGAUGAAAAUAAUGACAGUGGAGGUUGUGGAAGGGAGAGAAAAGUGCCUGAAUUAGACUGUCUUCGAAAUUUUGGCAACGAUCAAUCUAGUGAUCUUUUCAGCAGCGGCUCUGCUAUUAUAAGCUCCAAUUCCAUUACAGGUACAACUGAUAAGCAGUUAUCCGCAGAAGAUAAUAUGAUUGCGGUGUUCAGUGAUACCAUAGAAGAGCGAAUACAGGAUCCAUCUGAAGGUAUAUUACUCAAUCAGUCUGGUAUUUCAGAAGUAUCAAUUGAGGCAUUUACGUUGAAUAAGAUCUACACUACCCCUGCUAAUCAUUCUGAACUCAAUGGAAUCGAAAAUGCUGGGAAACAUGAGCUAAGCCUUUCCUUCGGUAGUCUUCAGACAGAUAUGUUUGCAGAGGCGAAUAGGGUUGAACAAGAAAGCUAUCAAGCAAAUAGCUUUAACAUCGAAUCUGUUCGCCCUAAAACAUACAGGGAUUCAUCACAACCAAGUAUCCUAAAUAGUGACAUAACUGCUGACCUGGGAUAUUCUAAUCAAUCCUUCAAUGACACAACAAACGAAUCUGGCAGUAGUUUUAAUGUAGCUCACCCUGAAAAGGACUGGGACGGGACCAGAGGAAACGAGGUAAGAACUUCCAGCCAGAACUUUAUGGUUGGUUUCCGGAAUAGCAGCUUUCCAACGAGUGAGUAUGCUGCAGCUGAUGGUCCUUGGAGAACCGGUCAUGAUAACGUAUUUGGAGGUUGUUAUGAUGCUAAUUCAGGCACUUUCGACCUUGCACCAAAUAAGGGACAAGGAAGCUCAUAUGGUGUGGAUCACAACUACGGUAUGAUGAGGCCCGGUAGAGCCCAACCCGUAGAAUACAGUUUCAUUAAUGAACAGCUUGUAAACAGCUCGUUACCCGAAGAAGCCAAUUUCCCUUAUCGUACAAAUAUGGAACAAGAUAUUGGAUCCCUCGUUUUGGCUAGGAAAGGACGCUUGAACGCCAAAUGCAUUCCGUGUUAGUCAGGCUACAUCAGUUUGCGUUUGGUGCAGAAACGUGCUCUUUAACGAGCACACUCAAGCGGGAAUGCAAACAGUUGCAAUUGGCACAAUAUGUCCAUCUUGCAGUUCGAGAAUCCUAGAACAGUUCAAUGUGCUAUAGAGCUCUGUUCUCCCCUUCGGGCGCCGCCUUCCUCAGAUGAAUUCUUUUUCAACUCCAUCAAUAAUCCAUGACAACAGGUAACCAAUUCGUUGCAGGAUUAUUCUUGAAUCAUAGAAAAUUUUUAGAAUUUUGAUUAGUCUUAGAAUGAAUAACUAGAUAAGGCUGUACAUGAAUUUUUUCUGUAGAUUGUAGAUGGAGUUCUCUAAUCAAUUUAUUUCAACUUUUGUUGAAAUGAAAAUGUUAGUUUCA